Aspergillus bombycis is the source of this 1545-nucleotide messenger RNA. Its product is annotated as sugar porter family MFS transporter. NCBI's taxonomy places the organism in Eukaryota, Fungi, Ascomycota, Eurotiomycetes, Eurotiales, Aspergillaceae. The transcript has 5 exons. Gene Ontology annotation, biological process: transmembrane transport; carbohydrate transport. Gene Ontology annotation, cellular component: membrane. Gene Ontology annotation, molecular function: carbohydrate:proton symporter activity. Bases 1 to 1545 code for a protein of 514 amino acids. The record is from RefSeq and is a predicted model, not a curated record.
AUGCCCAGCAUGAGACGUCCACAGUUCCUCGCAUACUUCAACACCAGACUAGCCCUAGCCUGCUUGCUCAUAGCCAUCUCCUCUUUCAACUAUGGCUUCGAUAAUCAAGGCUUUGCCACCACGCAGGCUAUGGACGCUUUUGACAAACGGUUUGGAAACUAUAAUCCUGGAACGAAGGAGUAUGCAUUAGACCCAGCCUGGCUAUCGCUCUUCAACAGUCUAAACUACAUCGGAUUUGCUGCUGGCGUGCUCAUCGGCAGUCAAAUAUCCGCCCGGUUCGGUCGGCGGUGGUGCAUGUUCUCGAUGAGUUGCUACGCUCUCAUCACAGCCACGAUCACCGUUACCUCUGCAAACCGUGAGCAGAUUCUCGCUGCUCGAAUCUUGAACUACAUCUAUGUUGGGAUGGAGUUGGCUGUUGUCCCAACAUUCCAGUCCGAAAUAGUCCCAGCCCAAGUCCGAGGCCUCGCCGUAGGCACCUACCAGUUCAGCAUCAUCCUAGGGGGUCUAAUCAUCAACUCUAUCUGCCGGGGCACAAGCAAGAUCCAAGACGACCGAGCCUGGCGCAUCCCCCUUGGCUUAUUCUAUAUCGUUCCAACGAUAGUCCUAUCAUUGAUAUGGUUCGUCCCUGAGAGCCCACGCUGGCUCCUCCAACAAGGCCGCGUAGAAGAAUCCCAAGUCAGUCUUCGACAACUACGCCAGGGAUGUUUCACCCCCGACCAGAUCAGCAAUGAAUUCCAUGAGCUUCAGAUCGUGCUCGAACAGGAGAUUGAAAAAGGCCGCUGGGUCGACCUGGUUAAGGGAGUCAAUCUAAAGAGAACGGCGCUCGUUUUCAUGGUCAAUUUCUUUCAGCAGGGUACUGGACAGGCGUUUUCGUCUCAGUAUGGAGCGGUCUACGUCAAGCAGUUGGGGACCGUUAACCCGUUUGAUAUGACGGUUGUGCUUUCGCUUUUAAAUUUGGUGUCGAUCGUUGGCUCAUUAGCGUAUACUGAUCGGGUUGGGCGGAGACCCAUGCUCCUAGCCAGCUCCGCCGUAAUGGCAGCAGGCCUAUUGACGAUGGGAGGCCUAGGGACUCCAAAUCCCAUGACAAGCGAUUUGAAGAAAGGCGUAGUGGGUAUGUACGUGGUCAUGGCACUGGGAUUCUCACUGGGAUGGGGACCGCAAACGUACGUAGUAGCUACCGAGCUACCUGCGCUGCGGUUGAGAGACAUGACGCUGCAGUUGGGGUUUGUUGUCAAUGUUAUUUCUAACUUUGUCGUCAACUUCACUAUCCCCUACCUUGUGGAUGCGGAAUAUGCGGGUCUGAACUCCAAGGUUGGGUUUAUAUUUGGUGCCAUUGCCGUUGUCGCGUUUGUUUGUACUUUCUUUUUCGUGCCGGAGUGUCGGGGUAAGACUCUUGAGCAGAUUGAUCUCAUGUUUCAUCUGGGGGUCAAAUUGCGGGACUUUGGAUCCUUUGAUGCUAGCACCUUGGUUGCUGAGCGGGAGUUUAAGGGAGGUGAAGUUCCUAGUGAUACUGGCAAAGAUGGAGGGGAUGGUGUGAAAAAGUAG